Molecule: messenger RNA, 1725 nt
Organism: Owenia fusiformis
Lineage: Eukaryota; Metazoa; Annelida; Polychaeta; Sabellida; Oweniidae
Source: the annotation of a GenBank genome assembly
CGCAACACUGGCAUCUGCAAUCCAGUUUCAAUUACAUGGCGUAAGCAGACUUAAAUGUGCACGGACAUGCUUCGAAACACUUGGCUGCACCGCGAUGUCGUAUUUAAAGAGCUCAAAAUCUUGUACUUUAUACGAGUUGACGAUUUUGGAACCACCUUGCUCUUCCGUCGAGCGACUACUUGUAAAGAGAUUACAGUGUGUCAAUGGAGGACGCGGUGUUAGAAACGAGUGUAUUUGUAAUGGUGACGUCAUUGGUACUACAGGUGCGGAUUCUGUUACCACAACAUCAGAUGCAGCUUUGGCGACGUCCACUGAAUCCCCGACCACUGACUUAGUUACCACAGCAACGUCCACAGAAUCCCUGACCACUGACUCAGCUACAACAGCGACGUGUACUGAAUCCCCGACCACUGACCCAGUUACUAUAGCGACGUCCACUGGAUUCCCGACCACUGACUCAGUAACCACAGCGACGUUUUCUGAAUCCCCGACCACUGACUUAGUUACUUCAGCAACGUCCACUGAAAUCCCGACCACUGACUCAGUUACCCUAGCGACGUCCACUGAAUUCCCGACCACCGACGCAGUUACUACAGCGGCGUCCACUGAAUUCCCGACCACUCAGGAAAUAACCACUUCGUCUAGUCUGACUCUCCCAGUUCCAGAUGUGCACAUCACCUUUGAUGCUGAUUCUGUAAGUGGAACAACAAUCAUGUCAACCGUUGGUACAAUCAUUGGAACUCUCCAGUCUUCUCCUGCUUUCGUAUCAGGCAAGGUAGGAAACGCCGUGUCCUUCAGCGGAACUGGCCAGCGGAUCGACUUUGGAAAUCAGCGUGGUACUUGCCUGGGAGAUCUUGGCAAUUGUGCCAGUGGACACACAAUGGUAUUUUGGUUUUAUCACGCGACGACCUUAUCUGCAACGUAUUACUAUAUAUCGACGGGAGGGCAACCUAACGGCGCAGCUAGUCAUGGGGUAGCGGUGCGUUUUAAUCUGGACAAUACCUUGGGUUUCUAUCACUCAACACCAGCAAAUGAACAAUGGGCGACGGAAUUGAACAAUAUUGCUGUCAACACGUGGUAUCACGUCAGUGUCACGUGGAGGGCGACUGGCGGGCAGAAUGUAUACAUCAAUGGCGUGCUUGAAGCCACAAAUACUGCUUCAUAUUCUAAAACCUCUUCGCCAACUUCAUACAACAAUUUUAAAUUAGGAACACCCAAUAAUCAUAACGGAAAAUAUGGCAAGGGAAUGCUGGAUGAAUUCCGUUUCUACGACGCAGAAUUAAGUUCUUCUGAAAUAGCCGCGAUUUAUUCAGUCGACAACAUUUAAUUUAAUUGAAUUGAAUCAUUAUUUGUAUUUGUGUUUUGUUAUAUAAUCCAAAGUAUAACUUUUUGACUGAAAGAUAGAAGUAGAAUAGUGCUCUCCAAGAUAUUGUAAUUUUGAUCAGCAAUCGAAUUGUUUAGAUUUUCUGUUUAUUUGGGGUUGUGAUUCAGACCUACAAAAGACAAAAAUGGGCAAAACAUGAAACUUCAAACUAAGUGACCGUGCGCAACUGGAAACUGGAAAUUGCGCACGAUGAGGAGAUGGCCUACAAAUCCAAUAUCUAUUGGUAUAAUCCAAAACGAUAAUAUCAUUAUUUUUUGUGCUUAAGUUGAUGAUAACAUAUUGUUUAAAUGUAAAAAGAAGAAUGUGUCUAACAAUACUCCUAGUCAAAAAUAAAACAGUCC